Molecule: messenger RNA, 1014 nt
Organism: Dipodomys spectabilis (banner-tailed kangaroo rat)
Lineage: Eukaryota; Metazoa; Chordata; Mammalia; Rodentia; Heteromyidae
Gene: Aqp5
Product: aquaporin 5
Exons: 4
Coding region: 1-798 (265 amino acids)
Biological process (GO): transmembrane transport
Cellular component (GO): plasma membrane; apical plasma membrane
Molecular function (GO): water channel activity
Source: RefSeq, a predicted model, not a curated record
AUGAAGAAGGAGGUGUGCUCCGUGGCCUUCCUCAAGGCCGUUUUCGCUGAGUUCCUGGCCACCCUCAUCUUCGUCUUCUUCGGCCUGGGUUCGGCUCUCAAGUGGCCAUCGGCGCUGCCCUCCAUCCUGCAGAUCGCCAUGGCCUUUGGCCUGGCUAUAGGUACUCUGGCCCAGGCCCUCGGGCCCGUCAGUGGUGGCCACAUCAACCCGGCCAUCACCCUGGCCCUCCUCGUUGGCAACCAGAUCUCGCUGCUCAGGGCUCUCUUCUACGUGGCAGCCCAGCUGGUGGGCGCCAUUGCUGGGGCAGGCAUCCUCUACGGGCUGGCACCACUCAAUGCCCGGGGCAACCUGGCCGUCAACGCGCUCAACAACAACACAUCAGCAGGCCAGGCUGUGGUGGUCGAGCUGAUCCUGACCUUCCAGCUGGCCCUCUGCAUCUUCUCCUCCACGGACUCCCGCCGCACCAGCCCAGUGGGCUCUCCAGCCCUGUCCAUUGGCCUGUCUGUCACGCUGGGCCACCUCGUGGGGAUCUACUUCACCGGCUGCUCCAUGAACCCAGCCCGCUCUUUCGGUCCCGCAGUGGUCAUGAAGCGGUUCAGCCCCUCGCACUGGGUCUUCUGGGUGGGGCCCAUCGUGGGAGCCAUCCUGGCUGCCAUCCUUUACUUCUACCUGCUCUUCCCCACCUCCCUGAGCCUCAGCGAGCGUGUGGCCGUCAUCAAGGGCACCUAUGAACCUGAAGAAGACUGGGAGGAGCAUCGGGAGGAGAGGAAAAAGACGAUAGAGCUCACUGCCCACUGACCAGCAUCCAACAGGGGCCGGCCCCUCAGCCCCUGAACCACAGGAGAAAGAGAAGAAAGCUGACAGCAACAUGUCCUCCCCUCACCGUUGGUUUUCUUGGCUGGGGAAGGGGUGCUGGCUUCCCAGACUCCACAGCUGGAAAUGGAAGCCCAACCGCAAUGGGACACUUGGGUGAGGGCCAGGGGCUGGGGGCUGGUGGGGGCAGGGUCUCUCUGG